Messenger RNA from Zootermopsis nevadensis, 4096 nucleotides. The record is from RefSeq and is a predicted model, not a curated record. NCBI's taxonomy places the organism in Eukaryota, Metazoa, Arthropoda, Insecta, Blattodea, Termopsidae.
AAAUGGAUCAUCGCACGUAAUUGUGAUCGGGGGUGGCGUUACGUGUUCGUAUCUGAAGCCAGCACGCGAGCCACGACGGUCACCAUAGCAACUGCCUAUGCUGGAGGACUUGAGGCGGCGGGCAACAGCACCAUUACGGCAGCCUAUUUGUACCCCAACUUCUCGGGGACUGAGGGGGUGGGGAACGAGACGACGGGGACUGAAAUUCCUGUCAUCCCCGCGUACAUCAGAAUCACGUCCAUGAUCUUCUGCUUCGUGAUCCUGGGAAUUGGCGUGGCCGGUAACAUCAUGGUCCCCAUCGUGAUCCUCAAGACGAAGGACAUGCGGAAUUCGACCAACAUCUUCCUGAUGAAUCUGAGCGUGGCCGAUCUCAUGGUGCUGCUGGUGUGUACCCCCACAGUUCUGGUGGAGGUGAACACCAAACCCGAGACAUGGGUGCUCGGCGAGGAGAUGUGUAAGAUCGUACCAUUCGUGGAGCUGACUGUUGCGCAUGCGUCCGUACUCACGAUCUUGGCGAUCAGCUUCGAGCGCUACUACGCGAUCUGCGAGCCCCUGAAGGCGAGCUACGUCUGCACUAAGGCGCGUGCCCUGAUCAUAUGCCUGCUUGCAUGGCUCUUCGCUGCCCUCUUCACCAGUCCCAUCUUGCUGAUUGCCCAGUACGACCCCUUCCGCGAGUACCUGGAUGGCUCGCUCGUUCCGGCCUGUCUCACGGAAGUCAACACGUUCUGGUCCACCUUCUUCUUUAUCAUGAUCAUCUCAUUGUUCUUUCUCGUGCCACUUCUGGUACUCAUCGUACUGUACGCCGCCAUGGCACGCCACCUAAUGGCAGAUCCCGUCACAUCGGCUGUCAAGGAUUUGGAAAGUACCAACACGCGUGCCAGAAAGCAGGUGGUCCUCAUGUUGGGCACCGUCGUUCUCUCGUUCUUUAUCUGUCUCAUUCCCUUCAGGGUAUUUACCGUCUGGUUCAUAUUUGUGUCCGCGGAGCAAGUUCAUAGCCUCGGCGUAGAGGGUUACUACAACAUCCUGUACUUUUGUCGAACCAUGCUGUAUCUCAACUCUGCCGUCAACCCAAUCCUCUACAAUUUGAUGUCCUCGAAGUUUCGAAACGGAUUCAUGCGUGUGUGCGGGCUGAGACGGAGAGAUGCGGUUCUUCUGAGGAGAGGGACGACUUCGACAUCCGCGUAUUCGAGCACCAGGAGAUGUAACAGUUUCGGGAUGACCCAUAGGAGCAGUACUGAGUUUUCGUGGCGUAGCGCGUCGAGGUAUUCCGUUGAUUCAACCCAAUCCAGCUCUCCCAGGUCGGAGCGUCGCCUGAGGUCUACCUCUUUCAGGAGGAGCGUCAUGAUAAGGACGUCGAUACUCAAGAGGAAUGGUUCCUGCAUUCAAGACGAUGUUAUGAACUGUAUUGAAAUGAGACCCUGUCCGGAAAGCUUCAUUCUUGGUCAUCUGCGUCGAUAUUACCCGAUCCUGGGAGUGGCCGAUUACCACCACGAGCUGGACCUCGACGGUAGUACAGUGGCAGUGUGCUUCACGCAGGCCGACACCUUCUGGACCGCGUUUUUCUUCAUCCUGAGCAUCGUCAUCUUCUUCGUAGUUCCGUUCGUCAUACUGCUGGUGCUGUAUACCAUCAUCGCGCGCCACCUCAUGACUCACACAGGCAUCAUAGCUCCACCCUGCAGGUACGGCAGCUAUACUUCCGGGACCCAGCAUACCGCACUCCGGUACCGGAAGCAAGUGGUUGUGAUGCUGGGUACAGUUGUUCUGUCCUUCUUCCUUUGUCUCAUGCCUUUCCGGGCAUUCACACUCUGGAUCAUCGUGGCUCCAGAAGAGGCAGUCUUCUCGCUAGACAUCGAGGAGUACUACAACCUGCUCUAUUUCUGUCGUGUCAUGACCUAUAUCAACUCCGCCAUCAAUCCCAUCCUGUACAACGUAAUGUCCUCCAAGUUCAGAGACGGUUUCACUCGUCUUUGUGGUCUCACAAGCAGAAAUCGUGCAGAAGUCUACCUCGGCCGAAAGGGAACUUUGAACACCGUCUCAACGACUACGACCACUAACUGUUCCAGCGGAUUACAGGACUCAAUCUGGCGCAGAUCGGUCAAAAUGACGCUCCCAGAAAGCAGGACAUUCAAGAGGACACAGUCUACUCACUGCGGAGACGUCAAAGGGAUUAACAACGCCACGUGCAUUCUGUUGAGAAGCAAAUCCCAUCUGGUGUGCAGUACCAGAAAUAACGUGGUGAGAACCGGCGAUGAAGAUGGACGAAGAGGACAUGAAGAAAGCUACGUCUGAGCAGGUUCUACACUGAGCUCAACAAAACCGCGGCAGAGAUGCUGCGUUACUAUGGCGACUCGACUUGUUAUUCAUCGUGAAAGACAACGACUUCAAUACCGCCUCUCAUUUCAGAAUGUUUCCAUUGAAACAAAGCGGACAAAGAGAAUACGGAGGGGGAUAUGAGACAGAAAGAACAAUAGAAGAUAAGGAAGAAUAAUGAGGAUAAGUGGAUAAGAAUGUUGACGGAAUAGCAUAUCCGAUUUCUCGCACCAUCGCCCCACUAAACGUACUUUCUCCUGAUGACCUUGCACACCUUUACUAUUAUGGUUCUUUCGCUGUUUAAUGACGCUGUAUCAACUUCGUUCAUUGUCAUAUUGUAGCAUAUAGAUAUUGUGUUUCGUGUUUCAGGUUACAGCCACAGCGCUGAAACCAGCCUCCCCACUAAUGCUUCUCAAGGUUUUACUCAGUCCCUCAAGAUAGGUUAAGCCCCUACCAGAGUACGAUUCGUGAUUGUACGUUCAUUUCUCGUUCGGUGUGAACGGUGUAUGACCAAUCUCCUUAUUCACAUUCAUAAUUUCACUGGAAUGACUGAGAAAUACCACAAAGCACAUAAACAGUUUCGAACCAGAUUCGAAGCCGGUACUCGAAGGUCAGUAAAGGUAAUAGUUAAAGUCGCCUCUGUUCUUAAUUGAGUACCACGCAAUUGAGCGUAGAAAUUGUUAUGUUAUGUUAUGCGUAAGUUUCGUAGUUUCUUGAUGUUGUUUAAAUCUAUCAUGCAAGAUUCUUUAGAGAUUAUUAUUACAGUGCCUGACCUAUCUGUAUCCUUCCUUAUUACGUAAAAUCCACGUUUCAGAACCAAAUGUUCAAGCCUGACAUUUUAUGUAGGCAUCAUUCUUUGUAUUGUUUCAUUUAUCAUAAUUGUUCCGGGCGCACACACAAAAUUCUAGUAAACGCUAUGAUGACUUUCAUUUAUUUAUAUGAAUUUUACCUUUGUCAUAGAAUGAAUCCGAUCAAUGGCUAAAAGAAAUUCAUAAUCCUUUCAUGUCCUCCGUUAGUUUCGGGCUGACAUCUUCAGAAAUCAUAUCAGCAAGUGUUCAGAUAAAUGAACCUCAAAUAAGGUUCUCUGUUAAACUUAUUCAGGCAUCUGGAAAAUUACAUUUUAGUCCAAUGUUAUAUUCAGUACAGUAGUUUUAAAAUUCAAAUGUACAAUAAGUUUAAUGUGAUGGGAUGUCACGUGUUAAAAUAUAUGGACCUCAAGUAAUCAAACUACGUGCAGGAACGGAAGGACUCAGACGUGUCCUUAGCAAUUUGAGGUGCCAUGAUUCAGUCCACAUGAAAAAAUUCUCGUGUAAUAAUUGUAUUAAUCAGUAUUAUUUACUUUUAGUUCUUAAAUUAAAUUAUGUUAAAAUUAUGUGAUAUGAUAAUUCUUAUUGAUAAUCAAAUUAAAAGGUCACAGAAGACUUCUUUCAUCAGACUACAUUGGCAUUUUGAAACUUUUUGUUCAUAGGCUACGGAUUCUGCAGGAAUGUAUAUUAAUUGUAGCAAGUCUGUGGAAAUAUGGAGUAAUUUGUUAUUUUUUAUCAACACUAUUCCACAGCGAACCUGACCACUUCCACCAUAUUCUACUGUGAAGUUAAAAACUCACAUUAUAGGCUAUAAUUACAUACUGUAUGUCAAAGCAUGUCUUACUUCGUUAUAUUGCAAAAUAUAAUUAAACUCUGUCCUAUGUAAGCCAACAGAAUAUAUAACCAAGUCAUAAAUGUAACAAAACUUCAAAUCAUUUAACAUUCGUUCUUUAAUAUAAUAAAGGAAAAGUGGAUAAGCA